AUGGCGGUGUCUCACAACGAGGUGGAGAUCGAAAACUUUCAAUAUGACAAGGACUCAGAGACAUAUUUCUACCCCUGCCCCUGUGGGGAUAACGUCUCCAUCGCCAAAGAUCAGUUGGUGUGUGGAGAAACAGUACCAGCCUUUCAGGCAACAGAGUUAGUUAAAUGCUGA
Messenger RNA from Apodemus sylvaticus (European woodmouse), 171 nucleotides. RefSeq names its product diphthamide biosynthesis protein 3-like. The record is from RefSeq and is a predicted model, not a curated record. The coding region runs from base 1 to 171 and encodes 56 amino acids. NCBI's taxonomy places the organism in Eukaryota, Metazoa, Chordata, Mammalia, Rodentia, Muridae. The transcript has 2 exons.